UUUAUGUAUUGCUAUCUGUAAAUGAACAUACACUCAAAUAAAUAAAUCCAUUGUCAUCGAUCAAUCCCAUAUCAUGUCUUUAAUUAAUGUUUCAGACUCAACCCCAUCAUUGCCUGACAGUGAAGGAUACGCGUCAAUCGAUGACGAUGACUUAGCAUCUUUUGAAAAAGCUGAAGCAGAUUAUGUGGAAUCCCUAAUGGAAGUUCUUUCUUCAGCUGUUUCAAUUUGUCAAGUUAAGCAGAUAUUGAGUGACAAAGAAAAACUAUCGGAAGAUAUGCAAGAAGUCUUUGAUAGAGCUAUAAAUCAAGAAAAAAAAGAACAAAAACAAGCUUCUGAAGUGCCCAUAAAACGUAUCAUUAACAAAAUUCGAAUAAUGAAAAAACGUGAAAGACAAUAUGAACUACUAAAAUUAUUACGAAAAAAUGAAGCUGAAUUGAAGAAGACCGAUUAUUAUGUAUUCAACACAUUAGUACCACAAUCUGAGAGAAAGGAGAGACAAGUUUUUCUGGAUAUAGAAUUAGCUCUUUUGACAGAAUAUUUAUGGAUUAAAAGAGAAUUGAAUCCACGUACUGACGAAUACAGAGCAAAACUUUCGACAGCCAACAGCUGGCCUGAUUAUCCAGAAUUUGAAGACACUCAAGAAUCAGAUAUGGAUGUAUCAGACUCGGAUGAAUCAGCAGACUUGGAUGAAUCAGACUCGUCGUAUGAAUUAAACUUGGAUGAAUUAGACUGUGAUAAACAAAAUAAAUCUUUAGCAUAA
Messenger RNA from Aphidius gifuensis, 760 nucleotides. RefSeq lists its product as uncharacterized. The transcript is spliced from 5 exons. The record is from RefSeq and is a predicted model, not a curated record. Lineage: Eukaryota; Metazoa; Arthropoda; Insecta; Hymenoptera; Braconidae. Bases 74 to 760 code for a protein of 228 amino acids.